GGACUGCCUUUUCUCUCUUUUUUUUUUCACCUAAAACAAAAAAAUGUGUGUCCCUUUGUUUUUCAAUAUCACAACAAAUGUUCAAAAAAUUCAGUUUUUCCGAAAACAUUGCCGGUCAAUCGCAACUAAAGUCUUCAGUUCAACGUAAUAUUCGUACCAAGUUGAAUGAACAAUAUCCCACCAUUGAGACCGUGUUGGAAGAAUUGAUUCCCAAAAAGACACCCAUUAUCCAAAUCAAGGGUCACGAACAUAUCACCUUCCUUUCCGUCAAUGGCGAAAUUCUCUUUUUCCAACACUUUGACGGACCUUUCUUCCCUACUCUCGCCUUGUUACAUAAAUAUCCCGAUAUGCUCCCCAAGUUACAGGUGGAUCGUGGAGCCAUCAAAUUUGUUUUAUCAGGCGCAAACAUCAUGUGUCCUGGUUUAACAUCCAAGGGCGCCCGUAUGGACACAGAUUUACCUGCUGGAUCAGUUGUUGCUAUUAUGGCCGAAGGUAAAGAGAAUGCUCUUGCUAUUGGCUACCUCAAGAUGAGCACACAAGAUAUCAAAUUGGUUAAUAAGGGUAUUGGUGUUGACAAUAUUCAUUACUUGACCGAUCCUCUUUGGAGAGAAGUUAUUCACAUGUAAACCACACUUUUUUAUAACAAAUAAAAAUCAUUGUUUUUAAACCUUUCAA
Molecule: messenger RNA, 675 nt
Organism: Mucor mucedo
Lineage: Eukaryota; Fungi; Mucoromycota; Mucoromycetes; Mucorales; Mucoraceae
Product: PUA-like domain-containing protein
Exons: 5
Coding region: 78-626 (182 amino acids)
Biological process (GO): formation of translation preinitiation complex
Molecular function (GO): RNA binding
Source: RefSeq, a predicted model, not a curated record